AUGGCGCUGCCCCCAGUGCUGGACGAAGAAAACCUCUACAAGUUCCGCACGAAGAUCUGCGAGCGCUACGUGAAGCAGGGCAGGUGCGAGUUUGCGGACAAGUGUCAGUACAGCCACGACCUCCGGUGGACGCGAAGACCGCCUUGGAAAUAUACUUAUUCUCCAGAACUUUGUCGGGAUUUGGAGUUUGUGAAAGAUGGAAGAGGCCGGACAAUAGCCAAGUCGAGUUGCAGGCAAAAGCGGAACUGCAGGUGUGCCCACACCAAGGAGGAGCAGAUGUACCACCCCAAGAUCUACAAAACGGUCCUUUGCAAACAGUUCAAAGACAACGGAUGGUGUGAUCGUUAUUAUUGUCCUUUUGCACAUUCCGAAAGUGAAUUGAGGCCUUCAGAUCAGUCUCCAGAAGUCCAGCAAGUCUUCGCUGGCGCGCCUUCGCAGGAGGCGCUCUGCCCCGAUAUCUACUUGCCCUCCGACCGGCCGCACCCGCGGCUUCGCGCGCGCUUCCUCGCAAUUAUGGACGGAGUUCCCCACCAAAGCCACUUGCACUUGUCUUUGGACCCCAGCUGCCUCUCAGCAGCAGCAGCAGCAGCAGCAGCAGCAGCAGCAGGCCGCACUCGCCAGCCCUACACGGACUUCAUUUCUUCCCACACUCCCCACUCUGUGCUUUCCGAGGGAUCUCCUGCAGCACAUCCGCAGCCUCUGUACCCUCCUCGAGCAGCAGGGGGCCCCCCGGGGGCCCCCGGGGGCCCCCAGGGGGCCCCCGGGGGGCCCCCCAAGGCGGGGGCUGCUGGCGAGGGGGGGCACUUGGGGCAGCGCGGCGGCGCUGCUGCUGCUGCUGCUGCUGCUGCUGCUGGCAGCCGCAGCAGCCUUGCUGCUGCUGCCUCGCUUCGACAAAAUAAUGCUGCAGCAGCAAACUCCGAAAGAAAAAACCAAAGACAAACUGCUGACCGCCUCGUGCUGCUGCUGCAGGCGCAGCGAACUGCAGCAGCAGGCGCGGGCAGCAACAGCAGCAGCAACAGCAGCAGCAACAGCAGCAGCAACUUCAAAAGCAGCAGCAAUGCCACGAACAAUAAAUUCAGCAACGAGAGUUCUUUGAAGGCAGCUUUGUCUGCGGCGUCGCUGCAGGCGGACUCGCAGCGGCAGCAGCAGCAGCUGCUGCAGCAGCAGCAGCUGCAGCAGCAGCUGCAGCAGCUGCAGCAGGGGGCCCCCAGCCUCGCAGAGGGGCCCCCCGGAUUCAUUAGUGCUUAUGCUUCUACUCAUUCUGCUGCUUCUGCGCACCCCUGGCCUUCUUUGCCAGAAUCCCCUGAGGCUUCUCAGCUGCAGCAGGCGCAUGACCCAGCAGCAGCAGCAGCAGCAGCAGCAGCUGCUGCUGCUUCGAAGGCAGCAGCAGCAGCAGCUGGCGGCGAGCCCCCCCAAGACUUCUUCGCGCCGCUCCCCAACAGACCACUGGUCAGCCAGGCGGCCCGCUGGACGCCCAUGGAGGCUUCGCCGCCGCAAACAGCAGCAGCAGCAGCAGCAGCAGCAGCAGCAGCAGCAGCAGCAGCAGCAGCAGAGGGGGCCGCAGUGCCGCUGAGGGGAGUCAGUGCGUCGCUGGGCCAGACGGAAGUGUGGUCGGGGCCGCAGCAGGCGCUGCCGCGCGCUGCAGGCCCGUCGCCCGCAGCAGCAGCAGCAGCAGCAGCAGCAGCAGCAGCAGCAGCAGCAGCAGCAGCAGGGGGGCCGGACUUUCGCGUGAAGUGCCUCAGCAGCGAAGUUUGCUACUGGACUGAACCCCUCGGAGGCAGCAGAGAUGACCCCAGUGUCCUUGUCUUUGCAGGACUGAUGGGGGGCCCCCCGGGGGCCCCCGGGGGCCCCCGGGGGCCCCCCGAGAGUGUUGCAGUGAAGCAGCUGCCUGUUGUUGUUGCUGCUCGUGCUGCUGAGCUGUGGCAGGAGGUCGAGCUGCUGCUGCUGCUGCAGGACCCCCACCUGGUUUGCUGCAGGCGCGCGCUGCUGCUGCCGGGGGCCCCCCAAGAGGGCGCCACUUUGUUCUUCUUCGCCUCCGGGGGAUUCCACCCCUACGGAAGCCCCAACGACCCCAUGAUUCUUUCGAACAUUUUGGCGGACAAAAAAGUCAACUUCGACAAGCUCGCCGAUUGCCCCUGGCUUUCCGACCUCCUGGGCGGGCUGCUGCAGCACAAACCUGAACAGCGACUCACCAUUGCCCAGGCGCUUCACCAUCCUCUUUUUUGGGACUCCGAGGACAUUGAAAAGUACCUCCAGGACUUCAAAGCCUUCCUCGAGACGCGCUGCCCCGAGGCGCUGCAGCUGCAGGCGGCGCUGCACUACGACAUUGGCUGGGUCCAUUCGCUGGGCUUUAUAUCAUCGCCGCUUCCUUUGCUGCAGCUGCUGCUGUCUUACGUUGCUGCUGCUGCUGCUGCUCCCGAGCUGCUCGCGCUGCAGCAGCCGCAAAGCCCCUGCAGCCUGCUGGUCUUCUUGGCUCUCUUAGCAGCAGAUAAGAGACUCGGACUUGUCCAAAGAAGACUUGCUGUUUCCGAAUGCCUCAUGGCGCAUGCAGCCCCAUUCCUGCACACUGUCCACGCCUUCCUCUUCCCCAGGCUGCUGCAGCAGCAGCAGCAGCAGCAGCAGCAGCAGCAGCAGCAGGUGCUGCUGCUGCUGCAGCAGCCGCAGCAAGACAGGUACGCAGCAGCGCCGGCGCCAACAGCAGCCGCGCACGCUCUUGCUGCUCCAGGACUCGCCCAGCUCGGCAAGCCCAGGGACAAGCUGCUGCAGCAGCAGCAGCAGCAGCAGCAGCAGCAGCAGCAGGUCAUUGGAGCGUUUGUUGAGACUCAGCCUUCCUCGGUCUUCCCGGAUGGCGCGCUUAGAGCUGCAGCUGCAGCAGCAGCUCAGCAGCAGCAGCAGCAGCAGCAGCAGCAGCAGCAGCAGCAGCAGCAGCAGCAGCAGCAGGAGCCGCACGCAUUCCCGUUUGCUUCGAGGACUUCUGCUGCAUGCCGCAUGCAAGACUUUGCUGAGGGCCCCAAGAGCAUCCGGGCGGGGGCCCAGCCGACGCCCAGCUCAGCUGCAGCAGCAGCAGCAGCAGCAGCAACAGCAGCAGCCGUUGCUGCUGCUGCAGCAGAGCCCAGCAGCGCAUGGCCGGACAGGAAGGUAGCGGUGGAUUUCCUGUUUGCUGCUGACAGCAGCGCCCCGCUAAAUCCCAGAGCAGCAGCAGCAGCAGCAGCAGCAGCAGCUGCUGCUGCUGCUGCUGCCAAUGCAAAUGAGGCAGCUGCAACAAGGCCUCUUACAGGGGCAGAGGCAGUCAAAGCCACGCGUGACAUGCACAGCAGCAGCAGCAGCAGCAGCAACAGCAGCAGCAACAGCAGCAGCAACGAAGAGCAGCCAGACAGCAGCAGAAUGCCGAAAGAAGCAGCAAAGAAGGCCUACAAAAAUGAGCCCAAGCAUCGCCAAGCAGCAGCAACAGCAGCACAAGCAGCAGCAGCUGCUGCUGGAGAAGACAGCCGAUGGAAAACCGCAGAGCAGCAGCAGCAGCAGCAGCAGCAGCAGCAGCAAAUAAAUUCUCAGCAGCCUUUGGGCUUGGGCAGGGGAAAGGGGCUGUGGGCUCCUACGGCGGCAGCAGCAGCAGCAGCAGCAGCACAAGCAGCAGCAGCACAAGCAGCAGCAGUAGCAGCAGCAGCAGCAGCAGCUCCUGCCAUCGUCGGAAGGACUACUGUGGGGAUGCAGUCGCUGCCUGUGGAAGCAGCUAGGGGAGACCCAGCAGGAGAAGCAGCAGCAGCAGCAGCAGAGCUGCAGCAGCAGCAGCAGCAGCAGCAGCAGCCUGACAGCAGCAAAACAGAUGCGGAACGCUGGUCCCUCUCCUUUCCAUUUCUGCCCCGGCCCGGCGGCAGCAGCAGCAGCAACAGCAGCAACAGCAGCAGCAACAGCAACAGCAGCCGCAGCGGCUACCCGUCGGCAGCUGCUGCAGCGGCUGCCGCGGCCGCAGCAGCAGCAGCUGCUGCUGCUGCUGCUGCUGCGGGGCCCCACGCUGCAGCAGAAGCAGCAAACUGCAGCGGAGGGACACAAAUGAGAGCAGCAAAAGAUGUAAUUGUGCAAAGUGACAUUUCUGUAGGUGUGGGGCGUUUUGGGCCUUCGGGUGUAUGUACAGAGGAGAAGGAGCGGCUGGGGUGUGUGGGGAGCGGCGCGGCGCUGCUGCAGCAGCUGCAGCAGCUGCAGCAGCUGCAGCAGCUGCAGCAGCUGCAGCAGCUGCAGCAGCUGCAGCAAAUGCCCGUCGCCAGCAGCACUGUCUCCACUGCCUUCUCAGCAGCAACAACUAGCGAAGGCUGCCAGGCCCAUUCGCAGCAGGCGGAGGCCUUGCCGGACUCGAAGCAGCAAGCUGCAGAAGCAGCAGCAGCAGCAGCAGCAGCAGCAGCAGCAGCGGCAGCAGCAGCAGCAGCGGAAGGCAGCAGCAGACUGGCCCGGGAAACACCUGCUGCACCCUGCCAAAAUGCAGCAGCAGAAAUACUCGAAGGCAAAAGCAGCAAAUGUGCAGCAGCAGCAGCAGCAGCAGCAGCAAAGAGCGGCGAGGCAGCAGCUGUCGAUACACCCCAAACGCAUGCAGACAGACGGGAAACGAAACGAAGAGACGGCGCCAACGCCUGUUUAAUUCAAUAA
Molecule: messenger RNA, 4638 nt
Organism: Eimeria necatrix
Lineage: Eukaryota; Apicomplexa; Conoidasida; Eucoccidiorida; Eimeriidae
Product: protein kinase (incomplete catalytic triad), putative
Exons: 8
Coding region: 1-4638 (1545 amino acids)
Biological process (GO): regulation of transcription by RNA polymerase II
Cellular component (GO): nucleus
Molecular function (GO): metal ion binding; transcription cis-regulatory region binding
Source: RefSeq, a predicted model, not a curated record